This is a messenger RNA of Pipistrellus kuhlii (Kuhl's pipistrelle), 2557 nucleotides long. RefSeq names its product leucine rich repeats and calponin homology domain containing 4 (gene LRCH4). The transcript has 18 exons. NCBI's taxonomy places the organism in Eukaryota, Metazoa, Chordata, Mammalia, Chiroptera, Vespertilionidae. The record is from RefSeq and is a predicted model, not a curated record. Gene Ontology annotation, molecular function: protein binding. Bases 89 to 2152 code for a protein of 687 amino acids.
UUGAAGUAACUACGGCGGCUCCGAGGAGGGGAGGGGGGGAAGGGACGGCCGGUCCCGUCAGUCAGGCCACGGUAGCCGCCCGGAGCGGAUGGCGGCGGCGAUCGCGGCCUCAUUUGCCGCCGGUGGUGAGGAGGCGGCGGCCACGACCUCCGUCCCAGGGUCCCCGGGUCUGCCCGGGAGCCGCAGUGCAGAGCGGGCCCUCGAGGAGGCCGUGGCUACCGGGACCCUGAACCUGUCUAACCGGCGCUUGAAGCAUUUCCCCCGGGGCGCGGCCCGCAGCUACGACCUGUCAGACAUCACCCAGGCCGACCUGUCCCGGAACCGGUUCCCCGAGGUGCCAGAGGCAGCAUGCCAGCUGGUGUCCCUGGAGGGCCUGAGCCUCUACCACAAUUGCCUGAGAUGCCUGAACCCAGCUUUGGGGAAUCUCACAGCCCUCACCUACCUCAACCUCAGCCGAAACCAGCUGUCAUCGCUGCCGCCCUACAUCUGCCAGCUGCCCCUGCGGGUUCUCAUUGUCAGCAACAACAAACUGGGGGCCCUGCCCCCCGACAUCAGCACCUUGGGAAGCCUUCGGCAGCUUGAUGUGAGCAGCAAUGAGCUGCAGUCCCUCCCCUCCGAGCUGUGCAGCCUCUCUUCCUUGCGGGACCUCAACGUUCGGAGGAACCAGCUCAGCACCCUGCCUGAGGAGCUGGGGGACCUUCCUCUUGUCCGCCUGGAUUUCUCCUGUAACCGCAUCUCCCGAAUCCCAGUCUCCUUCUGCCGCCUCAGGCACCUGCAGGUCAUUCUGCUGGACAGCAACCCCCUGCAAAGCCCGCCUGCCCAGAUCUGCCUGAAGGGGAAACUUCACAUCUUCAAAUAUUUGUCAACAGAGGCUGGGCGGCGUGGGGCCGCUGCACUGGGGGACCUGGCCCCUUCCCGCCCCCCGAGUUUCAGCCCCUGCCCAGCUGAGGACUUAUUUCCGGGACGUCGGUACGAUGGCGGGCUGGACUCAGGCUUCCACAGUGUGGACAGUGGCAGCAAGAGGUGGUCUGGAAAUGAGUCAACUGAUGACUUCUCGGAGUUGUCGUUCCGGAUAUCGGAGCUGGCCCGGGAGCCCCGGGGGCCCAGGGAGCGGAAGGAGGACGGCUGUGCUGAUGGAGACCCUGAGCACAUUGACUUCAUUGACAGCCACGUGCCGGGGGAGGAUGAAGAGCGAGGGGCGGCCAAGGAGCAGCAGCCGCCGGAAGUAAGCCCUGUAGCAGGGGACAGGGAGAGGGCGCCAAGCAGCAGGCGGGAGGAACCGUCUGGAGAGGAACGGCGCCGCCCGGACACUUUGCAGCUGUGGCAGGAGCGUGAGCGGAAGCAGCAGCAGCAGCAGCAGCAGAGUGGAGUGUGGGGGGCCCUCAGGAAGGACAGUUUUCAGAAGUUGGGGGUCAGGACUCCUGGUGGAGGAGCUACAGCCUUAUCCACUCAGGCCACAUACAACGGCAUGCCCAAGUCCAGUGCCGCCCCGCUGGGAGCUCCAGGGGGACAGGGAGCUCCUGUCUCGGCCCCCGCCUCUCAGGAGCCCCUUCCUGCAAGUGGACCAGUGACAGCACCUGCUCCUCGGCCACUUGGCUCCAUCCAGAGACCAAAUAGCUUCCUCUUCCGUUCUUCCUCUCAGAGCGGCUCAGGUCCCUCCUCACCAGACUCUGUCCUGAGACCUCGGCGACCCCCCCAGCUUCUGGACGAGAAGGAGCUGAUGGCUCAGUUGCGCCAGGUCCUUGAGUCGAGGCUGCAGCGGCCUCUGCCUGAGGACCUGGCAGAAGCCCUGGCCAACGGCGUCAUCCUCUGUCAGCUGGCCAACCAGCUGAGGCCCCGCUCCGUGCCCUUCAUUCAUGUGCCCUCACCUGCUGUGCCAAAACUCAGUACCCUCAAGUCUCGGAAGAAUGUGGAGAGUUUCUUAGAAGCUUGUCGAAAAAUGGGGGUUCCUGAGGCUGACCUGUGCUCGCCCUCGGAUCUCCUCCAGGGCACCGCCCAGGGGCUGUGGACCACCCUGGAGGCCGUGAAGCGGGUGGGGGGCAGGGCCCCCCAACCGCUCUGGCCCCCCUCUGGUCUGGGCGGCUUCAUCCUCUUCUACGUGGUCCUCAUGCUGCUGCUCUGUGUCGUCUACACUCGGCUCCUGGGUUCCUAGGACCUGAAGUCACCCCUCCCCCCACCACCCUGCCCCGUUUCUAUUUAUAAGACUCCUGUGCAACCCCCUGCCCACCGGUGGUGCCUUCAGCCCCUACCAAAGACACUAGUGAACCCUCCUCCCCUCACAAACACUGACCUCAGAGGCCCCACUCUGGUACCCCCAGACCCUGGGCCCCCAGCCUCUGGCCCCUCCCAUCUCAGUGCUGAUGGUGCCUUCUCCCACCCAGCCCUGCGCUCUGCUCCCCCAGAGGGGUGGAUCUUAACUCUCCUAUUUUCACUCUCUCCCCACCCCCGAUAUAGGGGGCUAAAUUAUCUAUAUUUUGUAGAGAGAACUCUAUAUAUUUGUAGGAGAUGCAAGGCCCAGUCUGGGUCCCCAUCUCAUGUAUAAAUUGUACAGACUGUG